AUGAAGAGGGCAUUCUUAAGGAUAUUACUUUACUAAAGCAGUUUAUUUUUUAUAUAAAAUAAAGUGUUUUUUGCUGCAGUGGCACGAUUUGGAUUUUAGCAUGGGUCAAAGUCAGCAAAUACAGACACAGGAAGAAGAACUGGAGUUAAACAGCAUCCAGGACCUCUACAGGUCAUUCAUCAUGGAGUGCCCGAGUGGAUCUUUGUACCUGCAUGAGUUCAAGAGGAUGUUUGGAGUACAGAAUGGUACACCUGAAUCACAGUACAUGGACAGCAUCUUCAGAGCAUUUGACAUGAAUCAUGACAACACAAUGGAUUUUAUUGAGUAUGUGGCUGCACUUAAUCUUGUUCUGCGUGGAAAACUUGAAGAUAAGCUGCGGUGGUCUUUCAAGGUCUUUGACAGCGAUGACAACGGCUGUCUAGACAGACAUGAACUAUGGAAGAUUGUUAAGAUUAUCUACAAGAUAAAGAAAGGCUGUGUGUCUGAUGAAACAGGAACAGGGAACCUGACCGCGGAGCAGGUGUGCGAUCGCAUCUUUCAAGAGGUUGAUGUGAACAGUGACGGUCAGAUUACACUGGAAGAGUUUGUCCAGGGGGCUCAGAGGAGCCCGUGGCUGCAGAACUUCCUGCGACUUGAUGUUAAUCCCUGCGGAUGGGUUCAGAGGUACUUGUGUGACAGGAAACUCGUAAGCACCAAAGAUUCCUGAGGGCAUUCAAUAUAUUCAGACCCGCCUGCCAAAUGGAAAGGAACCUGAUUGUGAACUGAUGUGAGAAAACAGAAAUACUUCCACCAGCAUGUGUGUGAGAAGACUCCUCUUGCCUUCACUGUGGUACAAUGCAAAGCCAGCAUUGUGGUUUUAUACAUCAUCAUAAAAUAUAGGUCCCUAUUUCAUAUGCACCUUCAUUAAGUUGGAUGUUCUUGCAAGAAAGUUUUUAAAAGGUAAACAUUGAUAGUGCAGAGACAGAAGUAUACAGAGUUCCAAGUAUAGGUCAAGUAAGUAUAGGUCUGUAAUGACAUCAUCAGGUUAGUUACUUUCUGUGUCUACUCAGACUAAUGUGUACAUUUAAAAUAGCUGUGGUGCAGUGCCCCUUAAAAUUCCCAAGAUACUAAGCUAGUCAACAUACAAUAUGCAUAGGUAUUAACUAUGUAAUUCAUGGCUAUGCUAGAUUAUGUUCAUUAUAGUAUAGGCUUACACUUUGUUGUAUGAGAGGAUAAGUCUCUCCUUUGAAUUUGUUGAAUAUAAGCACAAAACAUACACAAUGUUUUUAAAUGCUGUUUGUAUUUAAAUGUUGCCUUUCUCAGCCUGAACACAUACCAGACAGUGAAUUGUGGAUGAUUAAAUUGUGUGUCUUUUAUUGCUGUAGGUUUAUGUUGGCACACUAUGGUGUUUGCUACGGGAUUUAUUUUACAUGGUAGCAUAGUUUUUUAAUUUACCUCUGAAUUUAUGCUUGCAUUGAAAUUUGGCACAAUGUCCUGUGUAAUAUGUUUAUAAUGUCACUGAUUAAUGUGGUACAGCAUUAAAUAUGUCAAUGUGAUUUA
This is a messenger RNA of Dicentrarchus labrax (European seabass), 1539 nucleotides long. Its product is annotated as guanylyl cyclase-activating protein 2-like. Gene Ontology annotation, cellular component: photoreceptor inner segment; cone photoreceptor outer segment. The record is from RefSeq and is a predicted model, not a curated record. Gene Ontology annotation, biological process: visual perception. NCBI's taxonomy places the organism in Eukaryota, Metazoa, Chordata, Actinopteri, Moronidae. Bases 101 to 706 code for a protein of 201 amino acids. The transcript has 4 exons. Gene Ontology annotation, molecular function: calcium ion binding; calcium sensitive guanylate cyclase activator activity.